Molecule: messenger RNA, 1425 nt
Organism: Teleopsis dalmanni
Lineage: Eukaryota; Metazoa; Arthropoda; Insecta; Diptera; Diopsidae
Product: leucine-rich repeat extensin-like protein 2
Exons: 5
Coding region: 1-1425 (474 amino acids)
Source: RefSeq, a predicted model, not a curated record
AUGGGCCGUUGUGAUACCACAGAUGAACGUCGUUCGUAUGCACACCCAACAUUGGGCAUUCUGCCGGCAGUUGUUGAAAUCAGAUCAAUACAGAAAAUUGCACAAUUUAAUUGUUUCGAGCGCAUAGCAUUGGAAGCGAUGCUGCCAUUUGAAAAGACUUUCCGUACCGAAGACACCAAUUCAUUGAAAAUGUGCAAAGAUAAAUGCUUACAAGCGGGCGAAAAAUGUCAGGCAAUAUCAUUUGGUGUGCAUCGACGCGGAAAUGGCACCUGUCAAUUAUCGACGCAAAAGUAUAGCCUAAGCAGUGGACGUCCAAGUGGUAUAAUUUACGAUCCAGACUUCGAUUUGUAUGCACGAAAGACAAAUUGUUUCGAUUUGAGUGAUAACUCAAUCACAAUGCCGGAUGUCCCAGUUAGAGACUUAGGAGGUUACAGUGGCUUGCCAUCAACACCAACAAUCAGCGUACCAAGUAGACCUGUCGAAAGCACACCAAUACUUAUUGUUAACCCAUCACCCACCACUUCAACUACGUUGAGUGAUACACCACAGCCACCAACUAGUGUUUAUGGCAGCACACAAGUAAUAAAUUUGUCAGAGGGGCCAAUAUCUACAUUAGGACCAACUACCACAAAUGGUGAUCGCCUAUAUUUCACACAAGAUGUUUAUCCAUUAUACAAAUAUCCAAUGUUGUAUGAACCAAAUUAUCCUGCACCAAAUGAAGAUGUAUACAUACCAGGAGGUUAUGCUUCGAAUGUACCCGAAGUAGCAGAUCAUUAUCGUCCGGGUUAUGCUGCAGAUGAUAGUGUAAGACCUACACCAAAUGGUCCACCAAGACCAAUUUUUGGAUUAGGUUAUGGAACUGGUUAUAGUUAUGGUAAACCCGAACCAUACAGCCCACCUACGGCAAGACCGGAUGAUUAUGAUAGAAAUCGACCAGAUUAUACAGCUAGACCAAGCUCAUACCCUAGUGACAGACCCAUAGGACCAAAUAGUCGUCCCACGAGACCUGAUUUUGAUCAUACAACACCAUCAACAUACUACACACGUCCAGAAUAUGGACCAAAUCGUCUGCCAGCACAAGAUCAAAGACCACCAUCUCCAGCACCGGGUAGUUUUGUAGAUUAUACAAACCGUCCAGAUCCACCUCAAAAUGGUUAUAACAAUGCCGGGGCCAGUGCAAGACCGCCACCUCAACGUGACCCUAGACCGGGAUACAAUAAUGGUCAGAGCGAUAGUAAUCAAUACGAUUACGUGCGGCGAAAUGAUUCUGCGCCACAUAGUGAUGGUUCUUAUGACGACAAAACUAUUUCUACGUAUUUCAAUCCAGAAGAUUAUUUAUCUGGAAAUAAAAAACGUCCUGGUUCAUAUAACGAUAAGCACCAAGCUGGCUAUCCAAUGGAUCAAAUGAAAGUUCAGACGGACUAG